Molecule: messenger RNA, 1191 nt
Organism: Symphalangus syndactylus (siamang)
Lineage: Eukaryota; Metazoa; Chordata; Mammalia; Primates; Hylobatidae
Product: myomegalin-like
Biological process (GO): centrosome cycle; regulation of Golgi organization; positive regulation of microtubule nucleation
Cellular component (GO): centrosome; Golgi apparatus
Molecular function (GO): molecular adaptor activity
Source: RefSeq, a predicted model, not a curated record
AUGCUAGGUCAGGAUCUUAGUGCAACAUUGCUCUGCAAACUUGGACCAGGGCACAGUGAGAUAGCAGAAGAGCUGUGCCAGCGUCUACAGCGAAAGGAAAGGAUGCUGCAGGACCUUCUAAGUGAUCGAAACAAACAAGAACAUGAAAUGGAGAUUCAAGGCCUGCUUCAGUCUAUGAGCACCAGGGAGCAGGAAAGCCAUUCAAGAAGAGAGAAGAUGGUGCAAGCCUUAAUGGAAAGAAAUUCAGAAUUACAGGCCCUGCACCAAUAUUUAGGAGGGAGAGACUCCCUGAUGUCCCAAGGACCCAUCUCUAACCAGCAAGCUGAAGUUACGUCCAUUGCCCCCCCUCUUGGAGAACAGACUGAUCAAGGUUCAAUGCAGAUACCUUCCAGAGAUGAUAGCACUUCAUUGACUGCCAAAGAGGAUGUCAGCAUACCCAGAUCCACAUUAGGAGACUUGGACACAGUAGCAGGGCUGGAAAAAGAACUGAGUAAUGCCAAAGCAGAACUUGAACUCACGGCUAACAAAGAAAGAGAAAGUCAGAUGGAACUUUCUGCUCUACAGUCCAUGAUGGCUGUGCAAGAAGAAGAGCUGCAGGUGCAGGCUGCUGAUAUGGAGUCUCUGUCCAGGAACAUACAGAUUAAAGAAGAUCUCAUAAAGGACCUGCAAAUGCAACUGGUUGAUCCUGAAGACAUACCAGCUAUGGAAUGCCUGACCCAGGAAGUCUUACUUCUUCGGGAAAAAGUUGCUUCAGUAGAAUCCCAGGGUCAAGAAAUUUCAGAAAACCGAAGACAACAGUUGCUGCUGAUGCUAGAAGGACUAGUAGAUGAACAGAGUCAGAUCAAUGAGGCCUUACAAGCAGAGAGACAGCUCUAUAGCAGCCUGGUGAAGUUCCAUGCCCAUCCAGAGAGCUCUGAGAGAGACCGAACUCUGCAGGUGGAACUGGAAGGGGCUCAGGUGUUACGCAGUCGGCUAGAAGAAGUUCUUGGAAGAAGCCUGGAGCGCUUAAACAGGCCGGAGACCCUGGCCGCCAUUGGAGGUGCAGCUGCAGGGGAUGACACCGAAGAUGCAAGCACUGAGUUCACUGACAGUAUUGAGGAGGAGGCCGCACACCAUAGUCACCAGCAAAUAAGUCAGUGUCAGGGUCUGAGGCUUCCAGGGUGGAUGGCACACAGCCCUUCUGAGGUCUGA